GGACAGCGCAGAAAAAACGGUGCAGAAAGCCAUCUUGGUGAUAGUACACCCCUCGCAGCUCAGACCUGCAUGGAAGCCGGGACUCACCCCGCCAGCGGAGAUAUACACCACUCCAUCCUCAACGAAGUUUAACAAGUCCAUCAGCAUACACCUCACGACAGCAAGCAAACUCAGCAGGGGGGCUGCAUCAACAGCAGCAAUGGAUUCAGAGAUAUGGCACAAUGACACCCCUCAAAGCCUGGAGCUGAAGCUACAGAGAAUUGUGGCACUUCCGAAUCACUACCCGCAG
Molecule: messenger RNA, 289 nt
Organism: Pelobates cultripes (western spadefoot toad)
Lineage: Eukaryota; Metazoa; Chordata; Amphibia; Anura; Pelobatidae
Source: the annotation of a GenBank genome assembly